AACCCCACAACCACCGUUAGACCGUUACUGAAAGAAAAGAGAAGAAGAAGAAUUCUCUAUGCGUCUUCUCUUUCCCCCAUUAGACAACAAAUGACCGAACAACCAUGAACGUCGAUCCCGCUUAGUGAAACCGAUUCUUUUCAGUUUGGUGCUUGGUGAACCGCCAACUUGUUGAUUGUGUGGUGGAAAACAUCGAGGCUUUGGUGGACAAUGUGUGUUGUGACGGAAUGAAGUGACCCGAAUGUUUUUUUUCGCACACAGUUCAUCACAAUGCAUGCAUCAAGACGGCAGAAAAAGGCUCGUGCCAGGCCUUUCUCACCCCCUGUUACUUCACAUCUGCAGUCCUCACCUGCCUACAAAGUGGCCAAGCUCGUGAGAGGGCAGCAAGGCUUUGGAUUCACGAUAUCUGGCCAGGCUCCCUGCAUCCUGAGUUGUGUUGUGCCCAAUAGUUCAGCAGACAAAGCUGGUCUGCACGCAGGGGACUGUUUGUUGGCUGUCAACGGUUGUGAUGUCAGCAGAGCACCCCACGAUGAAGUGGUCAGGCUGGUUGGUUCCUGCAUGGGAAUGCUCAGACUCCAUCUGGCAGAAUCUGGCAUUCCAGCCACAGCCAAAGGAUACUCUUCUUCAGAUGAGGAAUCAGACACAAAGAUCAGAGUGUCAUCCAAAAUCAGGCCGCCCAGAACCAGACAUCAUGCAAAUCGAUUAAAACGAAAGGGAGCAACUCCUCCCAGCCGUUCUGAAAGAGUCGCAAGAGAUUUGCAUAGUCGAAUGGGAAUGCCCGUUCCUCCAAUGCCGAGUCAUUCUUCCGGGACCAAGAGCCGACGUCGACGGAACUCGAGCAAUAGCAGCCAAGAACAUAUUGGCAACCUCAUGUCGUCACCUAACCUCCACGCCAGAAUGAACAAACAGAAUAAUGGAGUUGCGGCCGCCAACGUCACCGGUCAACUCAUGUACCGUUCAGUGGUGGGCUACUUGGGAACGAUUGAAAUGCCGGAAGACUCUAGCAGUCAGUCGUCACCCAGUAGCGGCGUGAGCGGAGGGGGUCUGAGUGCCUCUGGCAGCCAUUCCAACAGCAAUAACAGUGCAGCGGCCCGACUGGCGGCAAUCAGGAGCUGCGUGCGUCGUUUAAGGGUAGAGAAGAAGGUUCACACGUUGGUGCUGCUCCGUGUGUGGGGACCCCGACCAGGUGCUGGUGGUGGUGGAGUGGUCGGUGCUGCUGCUGCCGCGGGCGGAGCCUCCAAUUCUUCGUCGACUUCACGAAAUAAUAAUAAUAGUAGUAGUAGUAGUUCAGGAAAGAUCACCUUGACCAGCCCGGCCGGGGCUAAUUUGGCUCGUUUUCCUGCACGACGUGUCGUUUUCUGUGGGGCUUACGCCGACGACGCCCGUUUCUUUGGUCUCGUUACAUCUGCCUCCCACGACUCGGACGACGACGACGAUCAGUCCAUCAGCGGGUCGGAUCACGAAGACAAAAUGCUCAACACCCAUCGCAAGAAUUCGGCCGCAGGCUUCACGUCGUGCCAUGUUUUCAUGGUGGAUUCCCGCUUGGUGGCCCACGAAGGGCACGCGGCCCGAGCCCACGCGUUCCGCUUCCAGUGUACCCCAGCCGCCGGAGGUGAUGGACGAUGUCUGGAGUUCCCUCCCACGGCUGAACCGAUACUACAGGCUGUACUCUCCUUGUGCGCUUCCUCUGGAUGCCACGGAAAUAACGCCAUCGGAUUAAUGGGCUGGGCCAAUCCUCUGCUGCAGCAGCAACAGCAGCAGCAGCACCAACAACAGCAACAACAUAAUUUAAGCAGCAAUAGCAGCAGCAGCAGUAAUAGCGACUCUGGAAUCUUUCGUGAUCGCGAUGAUGGCAAGAACAGCGACCGUGACGUGCAGCUACAACUGCGGCAUCAGCAAGAUCAGCUCAUGUUGCAUCACCAGCCCAUUUCACUUCCGCUCAAUGGCAAUUUAGACCGGCUGACGGUUCGUGCCAUGCCGGACCCUAUGAUGGCCAUCAAAAGUCCAGGCGAGCUGGAACACGCCGCUCGGUUACGAAGUUCGAUGCAGCGUUACCUGAACCAACAGCAGCAGCAACAACAACCGCAGCCGGCCAUGCUGUUGCUUAACCGCAAUACGGGGACGCACCAACAUGUUAAUCCAUCGCUCAGCGUUCGCGCAACUAUGACGCUGGAGGAAAAGUUGAGCCCUCAAGUUUUCAAAGGCCGACCUGGCGGCCUACCGCACCCCGCCAACAGACCUGCUCGAACGCCGUCAGAACGCAGUCGUGCUCGCAGCCUGGACGAUUUAAGUAAAAGCUGCCAACAGCAGGCCCGUAUGCCGGGCGAUCCGCCACAGCAUCAUCACCACCAUCACCAUGCUCAACAGCUGGGAUCUGACAACGGUUUAGACAAGAUCGAUUGGGAGAAUAGUACUCCUUUUGAUCCUGUCGUGGGCUGGCACAGUUUAGCAGGCCAGUCUUCAUCAGGAUCCCCGCCGCGACAGAAACUACUAGCCAAAAGACUGGAAUAUAGAGACGAUGGCAGUGAGGAAGAGGAAGAGGAAGAAGAAGAAGAUGAGGAGAACGAGGUAUUGCCGCCGGCGUCGGAUCAACGGUGCGGCCAAGAUGAAAGACCCGGAUCGACCAUAGCGGCCACUAUCGUCGCCUCGGCAACCAACAGCACCAGUGAGCCCAUUCUGGCUGGGACGCUCGAGAAACCCAUUCAGCCCGACCAGCAGCAGCCGCAGCCUCCUCCUCCUCCUCCUCAAACUUCACAACCUCAACAACAACACGUUUGGAUGCAGGGAUUUGAGAAGCUCCUCGAGGACCCCCUGGGUCUGCGAGCCUUCGCUGGAUUUCUAAAGAAGGAGUUUAGCCACGAAAACAUAUAUUUUUGGGCCGCUUGCGAACGGUUUCAUCGGCUAUUCCCCACCGAGGAUACCACGACGGCCGCUUACGAAGCCCAAAAGAUUUUCGAACGCCACCUUGGCCCAGCCGCCUCUGAGCCUGUUAAUGUCGACUCCCAAGCGAGACAAAAGGCUGAAGAUAAUCUAUGCCAACCUAGCCUGGAAUUGUUUGAUCAGGCUCAGAAACAGGUCUUCAAUUUGAUGAAAUACGACUGUUACCCAAGGUUCCUUCGUUCACCAUACUUUCGUGAAUGUCUUCAAGCCAUGCAACAGAACGAGCAACCUCCCAUUGCGGAGCUGACCCUUAAUGAUCCUGAUUUGAAUAUUGACUAUGAUUUCGGUGAGGGUGAUAGCGAUAGCUUGCGCAAUUUGGCACUGAAAAAGAGUGGCAGCGAUGCUGGUGAACGACGUCGUAGAUCCUUGUUGCCUUGGCCCAAAAAAGAUCGGUCAAAAUCCAAGGAUCGCGCUGAAUUUGAUUACAGAAAGACGUCCAAGAAGAAAAAUCGACAGGGUAGUACCAGUAGCGGCCCAGACAAGGAAAAGGAGAAUGCGACGGACGAUGAAGAUCUGUUCAUUAAGAGAGCCGCAUCCAAGGAUUCGGUGGCAUCCGAAUUCAGUGACAAGGCUUUCCACAUCCAAAACACUGCCAGUGCUGUGCCGCUGGUCAAAGUCCUUCUUCCCGACAUGUCUUCUGCAGUUAUUGCUGCCCGGCCAGGCCAAAGUGUUCAGCAACUUCUCAACAAACUUUUGGAGCGUCGUGGCUUACGCUUCAAUGCUUUCGAGCUGUUUGACAGCCACCAUUCCACCUCUAUCGAGCUGGAACGGGACGCUUCUGUGGUCGGUGGCAUGGAAAUCCGCUUAGAACCCAGAGUCGUCUUCCAUCUACUACUCCUCCAGUCGGGCAAAUCGCUGAUGAUCCGUGGCCAACCCAGGAGGCAGCUAGGCGAAGUCGUUAAACCGAUUCUCUUGAAAUACGGCCUCAAAAUUGAACAGUCGAUUAUCACUAAAUCGGCUACUGGGGAUGUCGUCCAAGCAAAAACCAUGUUAGCAUCGCUGGAUGGUUGCCAUUUGAAGGUUACAAACCGAGACGAAGUCCAUGAAGAUUUUGGUGAAAUGGACCGUGACGGUUCAGGUCAAGCCCAUGGUGAACAAUCUGAUGAAGCGGAGGAACUUCCAAUCAAAAAUAGUGGAAGCCUGUUGGGGCGUAAAGGAUUGAGUCGAAGAAAUUCUCUUCAGACCGAACGGAGUAGAACGGUCUCAGGCAAAAAGCCCAUGGCACCAACCAAAAGCGAAAGCACGAUACAGAAUCCGAACAUGUCUGUCGCUAAUAAACGACUUUCGCUCCACGAUUUGCCCAAAUCCAGUUCGACGGCGCAUUUAAUGCCUCCACCUCGAGCCCCACUUGGAUCGAGAAAGUCCAACACCCAGCGUAACCCACUAACACGCCUGGAAAACGAGGCGCUCUAUGAACGAUUAAAACGAGCUCAGAGAUGCAGACUUGAAGACCAAAGAGGCACAGAAAUCAACUAUGAACUGCCGGACUUUCUCAAAUUGCCAGGGCGCUGUACCAGUGGCGACUAUUCUGACUCACAUGAGUUGCCUCUCGACGGAAGAGCUUCGGAACCCAUCGGAUGCCGGCCAAGAAGAGUCUACCAGGAAUCAUAUGAAUUUCCACUGGAUGGCCGAGCAUCUGAACCACUCUUUUCACGGCGUGACGUUGUUUCUGAUCCGCGUUCCAACGGAACCGCAAUGAGCGGCUCUUGUGCCUCACCGGAUUUCGCCGCAAUUGCAGCACAGAUCCUGGACAAGAGUUUUUCGGCCGAUGGGCUAUUGCCGACUCAUGAGGAGGCUGACAUGUAUUUCGGAUCGUCGACGCCGAGUGGAACGAUGGAACUAAAAUCCAGUCAACCGUCUCAUUCCAAAAUUACCGUGGCUGCGGCUAAACAAAAUGUGGCCAAUGUCGCUGCCCGCAUUGCGGCCAUCGAACAAAAGGAUCAGGCCAAACAGAAUGCCGCGAACCGCCAGAUUGCCAAGUCGGAUUCCAAUUCAAAUUGGGAUGACUUGCUUCUCGAUUUAGACGUGGACUGGCGCUGUUACCAGGGUCGUGAGACGGAUGAUCAAAAACAACAACUGCAACAACACAGUCGGCCGAGGAACGUUCCCUCGUCACACCAACCUCUCAACAGUCGACCUCCACUUCCCACGCCCCCUGCCCUAGAGUUACUCGACUUGGACGACCCGCUGACCGUCGCCAGCCCAGCGCCGCCUCCUCCUCUACCGCCUAAACCAGGCAAACCCAAGAUCAACGAACCGUUCAAAGCCCCGCCAUCGAAACCGAUGCCGCCUCCACGGCCACCCAGCCGCAAUAUCAAUACUUCCUCCAGGGUGAAUGUUAGUUUCGUUUAACAACAGGUCCCGCGGGCUUUUUUUACUCAAUUUGAGUGAUUCCUUUCAUUUUCUUUUAUCAAGUCUUCACUGGAAGUUGAUUAUUAAGUGUGCCAUAUUAUCCCUCAAAUUGUUUCAAGCGUAUAUUGAGCGUAGCUCGAUCGGGAAACCCGGUAAAUUGUUUGUCUUGAAAGAACUCAAAGGGUGUCAUCAUUGUCUAUCGGUUCUUCUUCUACGCGUCCAACCAGCGUCACCCAGAAAAGUUGAGGUCGAUCGUAGGCCGUCACCAACACGCCUUUGUCCGUAAAGGGAGCUGCUCCUGUGAUCAUGCAGUCCUUUAAUUCGAAACUGGUCAUGUAGCGGAUAUCCCAGCUGGGAUCGUUGUUUUUCCCAAGAAUCCACAGAUGCAGAAAACCGUCUUCCGCAGCAGAGACAAAUCCGCCUUUGACUGGAAAUAUUUCAGUUAUCCAGCGAAUGUGACCUGCGAUCUCGGAUAGGCAUUCCAUCGUCGGCAACAUGUAGGCCCGGAUUAAUCCCGUGCUGAAAGCUGCGAUCAUAACUAAACAACAACAAAAAAAGACAUGAGAUUUUUUUCCCUAAGCCAUAUUGAAACAAAUUUCUUCUGCAACUUUCCAUCCCACUUUUUCACGAUCAAAUUUUUUAUCUUUUCGUCGAAUUUUUUAUGUACUAUUUUCAUUCUAAUAACUCGUGACUCUUUGACUCUAUUGGGAUGAGGUGAUAAAUUACCGUUUUCUCCCCUGGCUUCAAGGAUAAACAUGCUGGUGCAGCAGUUUGACAAUUUCUCCUGAAUGCGUUGAAUUUGAGACCAAGAAUUGGGUCCACCUUGAAAUAGGACGAUACCUCCUUGUUCAUCUCCUGCCGCCAGAUAUUCUGCGGACACGCAGAUGACCGUGGUAGGGAACUUUCCCAGUUUGCUUUGAGACAGCAUGUCCUGACUGCCUAUUUCCCAUAGACCUUCGUUGCUCCCUGUCGUAGAACAUGAUUUUGUACUUUGUAAAACUCUUUUCAUCGUCCUCCUCCUCCGCCCGGAUUUGUCUAUUUCACCUGUGUAUAUAUACCCGUUGAUCGACGCCAGAGAGCUGAUCCAUCCUUGCUGAUCCAGUAUCCUGUUUAUAUCCGCUUUCCACGUUUUAGUCGAGCAGUCGAACAUAACUCGCAGUAGAUGAUUGGUGUGGGCGAUUAUGAGCACGGGCUCGUCGCCGUUGUCGCACCACAAUACCUGCCAAAGAAAAGUAUUCGAUUGGACGCUACCUUCUUUUUGUCUUAGUUGUGACUUCUUUAUUGUUUGUGUUUCAAACUUUCGGACUUGUAUAUCAUCGGGUUCAUCGACUAUUAGCUCGUUAAUGUCCAGCACGUGCUGUUGUUGGAUAUUUCCCCUCUUGUCCAGAAUCAUCAACUCUAUCGCGUCAGAGUGUACUAUUGCAACAUGACUGUCACUGCUCUCUUUCCUGUUCGUAUGUGUAAAAAAAAAUUUUUAAACAUCAAGCUGAUGGAUAAAUUUCAACAAAUAUACAAUUGUGAACUGGU
Messenger RNA from Daphnia pulicaria, 6819 nucleotides. It is a transcript of the gene loco, whose product is annotated as regulator of G-protein signaling 12-like. The coding region runs from base 271 to 5292 and encodes 1673 amino acids. Gene Ontology annotation, biological process: signal transduction. The record is from RefSeq and is a predicted model, not a curated record. The transcript has 15 exons. Gene Ontology annotation, molecular function: GTPase activator activity; protein binding. NCBI's taxonomy places the organism in Eukaryota, Metazoa, Arthropoda, Branchiopoda, Diplostraca, Daphniidae.